Pleuronectes platessa (European plaice) is the source of this 4784-nucleotide messenger RNA. RefSeq names its product zinc finger CCCH-type containing 7A (gene zc3h7a). The transcript is spliced from 22 exons. The coding region runs from base 1142 to 4330 and encodes 1062 amino acids. Gene Ontology annotation, biological process: miRNA processing. Lineage: Eukaryota; Metazoa; Chordata; Actinopteri; Pleuronectiformes; Pleuronectidae. The record is from RefSeq and is a predicted model, not a curated record. Gene Ontology annotation, molecular function: protein binding; metal ion binding; miRNA binding.
AACUAGUUUAACUUUGGCAUGUCUGCGCUUUGUUUGGUUCCCACUUCUCCUGGGGACUGAGCCCGAUAGCGUCAUGGUGCCGGUUGAGUCUGUGUCUUUCACAGCGUAGUUUGAAACUGUUGCGCUUUAUUUGAGCGUCGGCAGCGGUUAAAGUGUGCGUGUGGGCUACGAACAGUGAAGCUUUGCUAGCAUCUGAUGCCUGCUAACGAGAAGUGUCCCCCAGUUGGUAACACACGUGUGCUAAAGCAUAUGCAUCCAUAAUCGGACAAGGGUUUAUUUCCUUGUACAACUCCCAUUCUAUAUAUUUAUUUCUACUGUCAGUCGUAUGUGAGUAAUCGUGGUUGUUUGGCUUCCGGGCACAGUAAAGUUCCCGAGAGUAAAAGUUUGUUUUGGGCUGUUGCAGUGCAAAUCAGGACAUGCCCACCCGCCCAUUAGCUAACAUGACGUUACCAUAACUUUUCUGCCCCAUGAGUCGAUAAGCAAAUGUUGCUGUGACCCAGAUCCUCUUCUUAUCAGGGAACCCGUUGAAAUGAACUUUAAAGUAACGUAGUGGAAACCUCCAUAGCGAUCAAACACAAGCGGGGCUGACAGCUUUAAAUUGGCGGGUUUAUGUGUUGUGAUUUAAAUCCUUCACGUCAAGGGGCUGCUAAUAACGCCAUGUGCUCUAAUAGAAGCCAUGUGGGCUGUUUGGAUGACCAACACUCAUCGUGUAUCCAGUGAAACACUUGAGUGGGUCAGACAGUAGAUUCUACUAACUCCCGAAUUGAAAGUGUCCGAUAAUGGCCAUCAUUCUGUUAAAAGAGCAGAUUGAAUGGAUCCCCGCGUUCAGGAGCUGAAACCCCUCCCCCGCUACAGAUCCAGAUAUUAAGCUUUUACUGUAAAUAUGGUCAAUAAUCAAUGGGCGCUUCAUUUGUUGACAUCGUUAGCUCCCUGGCUAAAGGAAAACAGAAUUUCCGGAUCCGCACUGUCGACGUUCUGACUGAAUGCGGAAGCGACCAAAGUUGCAGUGAAGCAGGACGAGGCUCAUGUCGACAGGCUGCUAUAGUGACCGUCAACCAGUUAGACGACCUGCUGCUGAUUGUGAUUCAUUAAAAAGGACAGGGUGCUGACCGAGGAGCGGAUAUUUCAACGCACAACCAUCAUGUCCGCAGCGUGUCAGGACAGGAAGAGCCGUUGGCAGGAGAUCCAGAAGGGCUUGCAGUUCAUCCAGUCAACUCUUCCAUUUCCAGGAAACCAAGAGCAGUAUGAGGUAAGCUAUGUAAACAUCCACCUACUAUUUAGCAUCAGCACUUGUACUGCACGAAGCAAAACCCAUUUAUGGACAUUGACAGGGAGACAUGAAAAAAGGCCAGUGAUCUUGGUGUUCAUUAAGGACCUCGUGUGGAAUCUUUUUGGAGAAGGAAAUGACGUGUAUAACGAGGGGGAAUGGACCAAAUCCAUCGAGAUGUACACGGAAGCUUUGAACAUAGCGGAGUACGCUGACUCUGAGGAUAUCUCUGUUCCAACUGGUUUACUAGAGACGCUGUAUUCAAAUCGGGCUGCUGCAUACCUAAAUGUUGUUCCGGGACUUUACGACCAAGCACUAGAAGACUGUGAAAAGGCUCUCCACUUGAACGAGGGGAACUAUAAAGCACUGUACAGAAAAGCAAAAUCUCUGAAGGAGAUGGGGAGGCAUCAGAUGGCCUACGAGACGGUUGCCAAAUGCUCUUUAGUUGUGCCCCAGGAUCCCAGUGUUACACAGCUGACUCAGGACCUUGCCAAAAUUUUGGGAUUGAAAAUCCGUAAAGCUUAUGUGAGGAGUAAGCCUGCCUUGAAUGUUAUGCGAGGAUCAAACUAUCAAGAUGCAUCAUGUGACAAGUUUUCCCAUGGCUCCUCUUCAGUUGAAGAUAUAGAAGUUGAAGUGCCUCAGUUGACCCAGGACGGCAGCAUUUUGGCUCCGGUCCUGGCUCCCAUCCCCGCUCCAGUGGCAGCGCACCCGCCCCUGAAUGAUGCAGUGGUGGACGACUUUCUUCCCCAAAACAGUAUCUCAUCGGUGACCCCGUCUGAACCUCCGGGUUUCGAGAACUUUAUCCUGCCCGGGUCUUUGCCCACGUCAGCCCCUCUCCCUGUGCACGCAUUUGUAAACGGGUGCAGAAGCGCGGACCCUUGCCCUCUACUUGAAACCAGUUCAGAUUUUGACACAGACAUUAUUGGGGAUGACCUAGAUGAUCUUCUGGACCAAGCCGACUCCGACAUGGUUAUACCCACAGUGAAGGGCCCUCUUCCUCUGCCCAUCAGUAUUGCCUCGGGCAGUUCCAUGUCGAGUCCAUUCCUAAUGCAAUCUCACAUCAACCCGUUUCUCCAGCAGUGCACUGUGACUCUGCCCCCGCUCUAUCACAAAUCAGGGACAAGUACAUAUUUUGAUAUGGACACUUUUGAGGCCCUGCCCCCGCCGCUGGACUCCCUAGAUACGCUCACCAUGACAGACUUCAAGACGGAUUAUGUUUCAAAUCCGUUCAUUCCACUGCUUGACAAUAAGGACACCCCAAUGGGGAUGGCAGUGGGUAUGCCUGAGGUGAAGGGUCUUCCUGCUGCUGUGGAUUUAGCAAAGAGCCCAUUAGCUGAGACGCAUGAAUUCAAACAAGCCUGCUCGAUGUGCUAUGUCAGAACUGGGCCACGUGUGUUGGAUUACACAUUUCAUACCGAAGAGCAUAAAUGCAAAAAGGAUGCAUUACUUGGCAGAAUCAAACAUUCGCCAGAUAAAUCGUGGAAGCUCAUUCGGCCCAGACCAACAAAAACCCAAUAUGUAGGGCCAUAUUACAUUUGCAAAGAGGUGGCAGUUGGAAAAGAGUGCCUGUACCCUGGCCACUGCACGUUUGCAUACUGCCAAGAAGAGAUUGAUGUUUGGACUCUGGAGCGAAAAGGGUUUAUCUCCAGAGAACUGCUCUUUGAUCCUUAUGGACCCAACUCCAACAUCCGGUUGAGUGUACCCAAAAUCUUACAGGAGCAUCGUGGGAUUUUCAUGUUUCUCUGCGGAGUCUGCUUUGACCACAAACCCAGAAUAAUCAGCAAAACCAACAAAGAUCACCCUUCAUAUUGCUCUCAUCCAGUGACGGAGCACGUCUUCGAGGACCAUAAGUGCAUGGUCCACGUUUUGAAGGAGAUCACGGUCCGAUAUUCUAAAAUCAGGCCGCUGAUUCUCCAUUGCCAGCUGGAUCUCUGUCGCCAUGAGGUCCGCUACGGCUGCGUGAGAGAGGACGAGUGCUUCUACGCCCACAGCCUCAUCGAGCUGAAGGUCUGGAUGAUGCAGCACGAGCUUGGUAUUACUCAUCAAAGUAUUGUCCAAGAAGCAAAGCAGUUUUGGAACACCACAGCAUCGUUGCAGGGAGUCCAGGUAAGUCAUCAGGAGUCUGUUUGGUGCUGGUUUUUCCAAUCCUAUCAGUGUGAUGUUACAUUAACAGUCCUCAUUGGCUUUGAUGGGAUUUUAACCCUUCCCUUCCAAUCUCAUCCGCAGCUGUCCAACACACAGAGGAGGUUCGGGCCUCCAAAUCUGAAGAUGAUUUUUGUCUGUGGCCAGUGCUGGAGAAAUGGCCAAAUGAGCGAAGCUGACAAAAACAAGAAGUAUUGCUCGGCCAAGGCAAGACACACGUGGGCGAAAGACAGACGGGUGGUGCUUGUAAGUUCCCAUGAAAGGAAAAAGUGGACAACAGUUCGAGCGCUUCCAACCAAAAAGCCGAUCCCGUCUCAGUUUGAGAUUUGCAUUCAUGUGACUUCUGGAAAGAAGUGUCAGUACUUCGGGAACUGCACAUUCGCUCACAGUGUAGAAGAACGGGACCUUUGGACCUACAUGAAGGAAAACAAUAUUCCAGAUAUGGAUCAGCUUCAUGAGCAGUGGCUGCAGUCCCAGAAGCCUGGCUGGGGGGACGAGACCUCGGAUAACUCUGUGAGGGAGAACGGCAAGCAGAUCCACAUGCCAACAGACUACGCAGAGGAAGUGGCUGGCAAUCACUGUUGGCUGUGUGGUAAAAACUGCAACAGCGAGAAGCAGUGGCAGCAGCACAUCACGUCAGAAAAACACAAAGACCGGGUUUUCAACUCCGAGGACGACCAGAACUGCUGGCAGUAUCGAUUUCCCACGGGCACUUUCAAAGUUUGUGAGAGGUUCCUCAAAGACACGUGCACAGAGGAUGACCACUGUAAGCUGGCCCACGGGGAGCAGGAGCUAAAAGAGUGGACGGAGCGCCGGGAAUUCCUUUUGAUGAAACUUGCCAAAGCCAAAAAAGACCAUCUUAUAGCACCCAAUGACAAUGACUUUGGAAAAUACAGUUUUCUGCUUAAAGACAUCAAAUAAAAUGGCGACAAGAUCCAUGCUCACUGGAUGACAAAGCAGUAUUCCAACAGUCCUGAAUCAGGUGAUCCUUGAGAACCUCUGAGAUGCACAGGAAGCAGCCUGAUCACAGCAUGGUUUUAAAGAGGGCGAUCGGGGACCGGCCCUAUGUUGGUGGCUAGUUUACUCUGAUCAGAAGUACGGGAGUGUUGACAGCAAAUUAUUAGUGUAAGACACUUUACGCUUUGCUAUGCACUUUUACAGUAGAUCUGAAAUCGGUGAUGAACAUACCCUGUGUAAACCCUGAUCAGAGACGUGUUCAGACACCUAACAGUUGACCUAAAAGAAUUGUUUCAAUUUUCACAAGAAGUUUGUAUGUUGAUGACCUCUCCUUUUUUUCCCCAAGUUUUAAGUAUGGGAUACUUAAAAUACCAUUCUUUAUUUUUAUCCAACCAAAUAAAGCUUAUUUUAUAACCUG